Molecule: messenger RNA, 1791 nt
Organism: Rotaria sp. Silwood2
Lineage: Eukaryota; Metazoa; Rotifera; Eurotatoria; Philodinida; Philodinidae
Source: the annotation of a GenBank genome assembly
AUGAUUCGUCAACAUUUUUUACAACAACAACGUUUAAAUUAUAAUCAUGAUCGUCUACUUGAACGAUAUCAACAUCUUCUCUCACCACAAGUAUCUGAGUUUCGUGCAUUUGGUGCAAGUUCAUUACCGGGUCGAAAUUAUGAGGAAUAUUUAAGAACCAUGAAUUGUAAUCCUUAUCGUAAAGAUUCAUUAGUUGCGUUAUCACGAGCGGGUAUUGGUUCAUCAAGUGAAACCUAUCGAUGGUUGGGUAAUGGAGCAUCAGAAAUUUUACCAAGAAAUAUUAGUUCUGUCAUGAAACAUACUCGACAGCAACCAAUACCAAUAGUACAUACAGAAAAAUUUGAACCUGUUCAAGUUUAUGAGCAUCCAGUAUUUGGACCAACACCUGCUUAUAUUCGGCCUAUAUAUAAUGAAACACAACUUCAAAGACUACGGGAAUUUAAUGAUAAUAAUAGUGACAAAGAUAGUACUGAUGAUGAAUACGACAAUGAAGUUCGAUCACAUACUUCAGGCAAUAUUCAUUUAAGAAAUGAUCAUAGUGAAGAAAGAAAAACUUCCUCGAUUUCUGACAAUGAUAAUGAUGGUGAAUUCGAUGAUCCACCUUUAGGAUAUAUAUCAUAUAAACAAUGGAAAACAAAAUAUGAAAAUCUUAUUCCAGUUAAUCCUCUUCUUUUUAAUAUUUAUACUCACCGUCCAAACGGAUCGAUUAAUAGUUAUGGUCAAUCAUUGUAUACAUCACUUAAUCAUAUUAAACCUCAUGGACUAUCAGGUCGUGAUGAGCGUGUAACUACUCCAACUCUAUCAGAUAUUGAUUCUGUUUUAUCUGAAAUACCUCGUGAAACCUCUUCAUUAUCAAGUCAACAAUAUCAUAGAUUGCAACCACAUUCGCUUCCUACAACUAUUAAAACACGGCCAUUAGAACCUAUUCGAGCAGGAGAUGGUAGCGACUCAUCGGACGAUGAGUUAAGUCCACCUGAUUCACCUGUUCCCUAUUUAUCACGAAACAAACCAAAUUUAAUGACAUCAAAGUCAGUACCUAGCACUAUUCCAUCAACAUCGAUAAAGUCACCAUCAGUUCCAACCACACGAAUAACGUCAUCAUUAUCACCAACAAUAGGAAUAACAUCAUCAUCAGUACCAACAACAGGCAUAACAUCAUCAUUAUUACCAACAUUAGGAACUACAUCGUCAUCAGCACCAACAACAGGAACAACAUCAUUACCGUCAGCUGUAACAUUAGAAACAACAUCAUCACCUUCAGCUACAAAAACAGAAACAACAUUAUCACCGUCAGCUUCAACAAUGGGAAUAACAUCGACAUUGAACACACCAAGCGGUAACAACACUACAGGUGCAUCUAUUCCACCAACAUUGCCAACGAAUGCAUCAAAUAUUCCUCCUGCACCACCAAUUUCUUCAUAUUUAACGUCAACAACAUCUACUCAUUCAUAUCAAACACCUUCUUCAAGUCUUACAAUUCCAUCAUCUUCGAUUACACCAUCUGUACCAAAGGCUUUAUCGAGUUCGGGCUCAUCUGCUACAUAUCAAGUACCUUCAAAUGCUUCUGUUUCUCUAACACCGGCUCCACCACUUCCUAGUUCAAUAUCAACAACACAUUCAACAAAAGCGGUAACUUUUGGUGGUUCAUCGUCAAUUCCAAUAACAAAUAAUGAUGUUUCAAGUAGUAGUGAUAGCGAGGAUGAAGAAAAACAGAAACGUCGACGAAAAAAGACGAGACAAGCUCAAGCUGCUCAAGGCCUUGAUGUGGAUUCAUCAUCUUCAGAUGACUAA